Messenger RNA from Mucor velutinosus, 777 nucleotides. RefSeq lists its product as uncharacterized. NCBI's taxonomy places the organism in Eukaryota, Fungi, Mucoromycota, Mucoromycetes, Mucorales, Mucoraceae. The transcript has 6 exons. Gene Ontology annotation, biological process: hippo signaling; positive regulation of transcription by RNA polymerase II. Gene Ontology annotation, molecular function: protein binding; transcription coactivator activity. The coding region runs from base 1 to 777 and encodes 258 amino acids. The record is from RefSeq and is a predicted model, not a curated record. Gene Ontology annotation, cellular component: nucleus; cytoplasm.
AUGUCUGCUCCUUUACCUCCUGGAUGGGAAGCUCGUCAAGCUCCCAAUGGUCAAUAUUACUACAUUGAUCACAACAACCAAACAACCACAUGGGAAGACCCACGCCAGAGCAAUCGAGGCUACGGUGCUCCACCACCCAACUAUGGUAGUUAUCCUCAACCCCAACCCCAACAAGGAUACACUUCUCCACAAGGCUACAAUCAGCAAGGAUACCAGCAACCACCGCCUCAAGGAUAUCCACAACCACCUCAAGGGUAUCAGCAGCCACCACCUCAAAAUAGCUAUCAAGGUUAUCCUUCGCCUCAACAACAGGAUCAACAAAGAGUGCAGCAGCAGCAGCAACAGCAAAAGCAAAAGCCUGGCAUGUCCACCGGUAUGAAGGUAGCAGCAGGGCUUGCAGUAGCAGGGCUUGCAGGCUUUGCUAUUCACGAAGUAGUUGAGCAUGAGGAAAACGAAAAUGACCGUAUUACUCGUCUUGAGCAAGAAGAGAGAGAUGACAGAUACAACGAGAACCGUGGUUAUAACCAAGGUUACGGUGGCGGCGGAGGCUAUGGCGGUGGCGGAUAUGGUGGAUAUAAUGAGAGUGGCAAUACCACUGUCAUCAAUGAAGAUAAUGGCUGGUUUGGUGACAAUAAGCAGACAAUUAUUCAAACAGAUCAAUACGGCGAUACAAUCACAACAGAGAGAAAGGAUGGCUGGUUUCAUGAUGAAACAACAGUGACUGAAACUGAUCGAUAUGGAAACACUACAGUUCAAGAGGACUCGGAUUGGUUUUAA